Messenger RNA from Felis catus (domestic cat), 5751 nucleotides. RefSeq names its product zinc finger protein 780B. The record is from RefSeq and is a predicted model, not a curated record. The transcript has 6 exons. Gene Ontology annotation, molecular function: DNA-binding transcription repressor activity, RNA polymerase II-specific. Gene Ontology annotation, biological process: negative regulation of transcription by RNA polymerase II. Bases 697 to 3960 code for a protein of 1087 amino acids. Lineage: Eukaryota; Metazoa; Chordata; Mammalia; Carnivora; Felidae.
AGUGGGGACCCCACGAGGCCGAAGGAAUCCUCCCGAGGAGAUAAGCUUGGCCUCGGACCCUCCCUGGGACCCGGUGGGCCAGAUGCCGGGAGGAGGGAAGGAGGCGGGCGCCAAGCGCUCCUCACAGACCCUGCGGGUCCGCGGCUCAAGAUGGGGUUGACGGUGGCGGACCGGCUUCGCAAAGCGAAAUAGAGGAGCUGCGUGAGUGGUGGUUACUGGCUGCAGCCUCUAACGCGGCUGGAGCACGGUCCCCUUGGCUGCCCGUCCCCUCGGGCCCCGACCCGAGGUGCACGCCGGGAAAUGUAGUCCGUUCCGGGACAAGCGCCGCGGGAGGCGGCCUCAAACGUUGGAGAAGGGUUGGUGGCUCCUGCCACCUAGGGGAUUCGGCUGAUGGCGAGGCCUCAGCAGGGAAGAUGGGGCUGGCAGGACGUGUUCACUGUCCGUUGGGAAAUCACAGCCAUGUCUUUCCCCACCAGCUCUGGUUUCUUCCACCUCAGCAGUCAGAACUCCCCGCCUCUCGUAAUAGGAACUUCAAUCUAUUGGGGCUUAAUGCGCAUCUUGUGCUAAGCGCUUUGCAUGGUAUCAUCAAAUUCUCGCAAAGCCCCCAUUUUACAGAUGAUGCAUUGAAAAGCAAAGUCACUUGUCCAAGGUCACAGAACUGUAAAUGGCAAAAGCAAGACUCAAAGCAGAUCGGAGAUGUUUCAGAGGCUGCCCAUGAAUGAAGAGCCUGGGUGUGUGAACAAAGACGUGGAGCAGAGCCCAGCCAACCCGUGUCGGACAAGGAGACACCGAGUCAUUACCAUUGUCCCAAAGAAGGACCCCCAGGAGGAUGAGAGUAUUAUUGCUGUACAUCUAAAGUCAAGGUUUCAGGGCUCUGUGUCAUUCAGGGACGUGGCCAUCAGCUUCUCCCAGGAAGAGUGGGCGUAUCUGGACCCUGCUCAGAGGGCUUUGUACAGGGACGUGAUGUUGGAGAACUAUAGCCACCUGUUCUCACUGGCAGGAAGGUCCAUUUCUAAGCCAGAUGUGAUUACCUUACUGGAGCAAGAGAAAGAGCCUUGGGUGGUUGUGAGGAAAGAAACAAGUGGAUGGUACCCAGAUUUGGAGUCAAAUUAUGGAGCUAAGAAGUUAUCUCCAGAAAAUGAUAUUUACGAAAUAAAUUUGCCCAAACAGAGUAUAACGCAAAUAAGUAAAACUCCUGGCCUCAAGGCCUCCAAUUGUAGAAAUGACUCAAAAUGCAGAAAGAGAUUUAGGGGACGACAGAGACAUCAAGAGGGGUAUAUCAGUCAAAAGAUAAUAAGCUAUGAAAAAAUGCAUACUUAUACUCAUCAUAUUUCUCUUAUUCACAAUACAGAUAAGCCAUAUGAAUGUAAGGAGUGUGGGAAGUACUUUAGUCGUGGUUCAAAUCUUAUUCAGCAUCAGAGUAUUCAUACGGGAGAGAAACCCUACAAAUGUAAGGAAUGUGGGAAGGCCUUUAGACUUCUUAUCCAGCUUACUCGCCAUCAGAAAUUUCAUAGUGGUGAAAAACCCUUUAAAUGUAAGGAAUGUGGGAAAGCUUUUAGUCUUCCCACCCAGCUCAAUCGCCAUGAGAACAUUCAUACAGGUGAGAAACCAUUUGAGUGUAAGGAAUGCGGUAAGUCCUUUAAUCGUAGCUCAAACCUUGUUCAACAUCAGAGUAUUCAUACGGGUGCAAAACCCUAUGAAUGUAAAGAGUGUGGGAAAGGCUUUAAUCGUGGUUCAAACCUUAUUCAGCACCAGAAAAUUCAUUCUAGUGAGAAACCCUUUGAGUGUAAGGAGUGUGGGAAGGCCUUUAAAUAUCAUUACCAACUUACUGAACAUUGUCGAAUUCAUACUGGUGAGAAACCCUUUGAAUGUAAAGAAUGUGGGAAGGCCUUUUGUCUUCCAGUAGAGCUUGCUAGACAUCAGAACAUUCAUACUGGUGAGAAACCAUUUACAUGUAAGGAAUGUGGCAAGGCCUUCAGUCGUGGCUCGAAUCUUGUCCAACAUCAGAGUAUUCAUACUGGUGAGAAACCCUACGGAUGCAAGGAGUGUGGAAAGGCUUUUAGACUUCACCUACAACUUUCUCGACAUCAGAAAACGCAUACUGGUGAAAAAGCAUUUGAAUGUAAAGAAUGCGGGACAGCCUUCCAAUAUCAGUACCAACUUAUUGAGCAUCAGCGAAUUCACACAGGUGUGAAACCUUAUGAAUGUAAGGAAUGUGGGAAAUUGUUUCGUCGUGGUUCAAACCUCAUUCAACAUCGGAGUGUUCAUACUGGAAAGAAACCUUUUGAAUGUAAGGAAUGUGGGAAGGCCUUUAGACUCCAUAUACAACUUACUCGACAUGAGAAAUUUCAUACCGGUGAGAAGCCCUUUGAAUGUGGAAAAUGUGGAAAAGCCUUUAGUCUUCUCACCCAGCUUCAUCGCCAUGAGAACAUUCAUACAGGUGAGAAACCAUUUGAAUGUAAAGAAUGUGGGAAGUCCUUUAAUCGUGUCUCAAACCUUGUUCAACAUCAGAGUAUUCAUGCUGGUGUGAAACCCUAUGAAUGUAAAGAGUGUGGGAAGGGCUUUAAUCGUGGUUCAAACCUUAUUCAGCAUCAGAAAAUUCAUUCUAGUGAGAAACCCUUUGAGUGUAAGGAGUGCGGGAAGGCCUUUAGGUAUCAUUACCGACUUAUUGAACAUCAUAGAAUGCAUACUGGGGAGAAACCCUUUGAAUGUAAAGAAUGUGGUAAGGCCUUUACUCUUCUGACACAGCUUACUCGACAUCGGAACAUUCAUACUGGUGAGAAACCAUUUAAAUGUAAGGAAUGUGGCAAGGCCUUCAAUCGUGGUUCAAAUCUUGUUCAACAUCAGAGUAUUCAUACUGGUGAGAAACCCUACGGAUGCAAGGAGUGUGGAAAGGCUUUUAGACUUCACCUACAACUUUCUCGACAUCAGAAAACGCACCCUGGUGAGAAACCGUUUGAAUGUAAGGAAUGUGAGGCAGCCUUUAGACAUCAGUACCAAGUUAUUGAACAUCAGCGAAUUCAUACAGGUGUGAAACCCUAUGAAUGUAAGGAAUGUGCAAAGAGCUUUAGUCGUGGUACAGACCUUAGAGUACAUCAGAGAAUUCACACUGGUGAGAAACCCUUUGAAUGUAAGGAAUGUGGGAAAGCCUUUCGACAUCAUUAUCAGUUUCUUGGACAUUCCAGAAUUCAUACUGGUGAGAACCCCUAUGAAUGUAAGGAAUGUGGGAAAUGCUUUAUUUGCAGUAGUGAACUUAGAGUACAUCAGAGAAUUCAUACUGGUGAGAAACCAUAUCAGUGUAAGGAAUGUGGGAAGGCCUUCAGUCGUAGCUCAAACCUUAUUCAACAUGUUAAAAUUCAUACUGGUGAGAAGCCCUAUGAAUGUAAGGAAUGUGAAAAGGCCUUUAGCAAUAAUUAUGAACUUACUGUACAUCAGAGAAUUCAUACUGGUGAGAAACCUUAUGAAUGUACGGAAUGUGGGAAAACUUUUAGACUUAGUUCAGUCUUUACUGCCCAUCAGAGAAUUCAUACAGGUAUGAAACCCUAUGAAUGUAAAGAAUGUGGAAAGAGCUUUAGUUGUAGCUCAAACCUUAUUCAACAUGAGAGGAUUCAUACUGGUGAAAAACCUUAUGAAUGUAAGGAAUGUGGGAAGGCCUUUAGACUUAGGUCAGUGUUUAUUGCCCAUCAGAGAAUUCAUACAGGUCUGAAACCCUAUGAGUGUAAAGAAUGUGGGAAAGCCUUUACUGUGACUGGUCAGCUGACCCGACAUCGGAAAAUUCAUAAUCGUCAGAAGUCCUAUGAAUAUAAGGAAUGCGGGAAAAAAACCUUCCCUGGUUAUGAACAGCUUACUCAUCAUCAGAGAGUUCACAGUGGCAAGAAACCCUAUGGAUAUAAAAGAAUGUGGGAAGACCUUCCAUCAUGGACUGAGAUUUGCUCAACAGCACAGUAUUCCUACUGGUGAGGAACUCCUUGAGUAUAAGUAAUGUGGAAGGAUUGACAGUCACAGCAAACACUUUAGAGUAGAGAAGACAUUCUGAUGAGGGAGUCUUUAAAUAUAAGAAAUACAGGGUGGCCGUCGUGUUCAUUGUUUACUAAUCAUGAAAGAUAUUUUACUACGUAUGUUAAUUUCAUGCAUUUAGAAAAGCCUUCAAACUCCAACUGGAGAAAAACUAUCCUUGAAACAAAUAUAAGCUACAUCUACCUGAGGCAUGUGCUUUAUUUCCAUUUCACUACCUAUGUGACAUUAGACUAGGUGUCUAGCCUCUUUUUGCAUCAUUUAUAAUGGCAAUGGUAGUGAGUACUAGUGCAAUUAGAGGAAUAAAUGUGUUACAGUAGACAGAAAAUCCUUGAAAAAGUAUUUGGCACAUGCUUGUGCUCAUAAAGGAUAGCUUUUACAUUGUUCCAUUAGCAUUACUGUUACUGAGGACAGGAAAAGUGUAUUGUGAAUCAUUUAGAAAAACCUCAUCCAUUCACUAUUAAGUUUUAAAUAACUUCCGUAUAAAAUUUCAUGGGAGGUAAAGAACACGUGAGGAUUUUCAUUAAGAGCUCAUCCCUUAAGUUACAUCAGAAAGUUAAUUUUGGAAAGAAACCCUAUGGAUUUCGUGCGUGAGGAGAUAUUGAGAAAACAGCUGUUGAAGAAUCAGGGAGAGUUUUUGAAGUGAUUUGUCUAUAAAAGGCAACAGGCAGAAAAUGUAUAAUUUAUAUUCUCUGUCCAGAAGUUAAGAUAAAUAUUAGUGAAAGAAUAGCAAAAUAAAAGCUAUCCAUUUAUGUUAUCCAACUCUUUAUCAUGAAAAUUGCUACACAUAUGAAAAAGAUGAAAGAAUAAACACCUAUAUACCCCUUCUAGAUUCAGAGUUGUUAACAAUUUGACAUUUAUUUUUCUGUAUAUUUUAUGUUGUGCCAUUGAGAAUAUGUUUUAGACAUCAUGUACUUUACCCCUUAUUACAUCACUAUGUAUCUCCCAAACAUAAAGACAACCUCAUAUAUAGCCAUAGUACCAUAAUUACCCUUAAGGAAAUUAUCCAUAAUUCCAUAUUACCUAUCUUCAUUGGCCUCUAAAAUGCCUUUUUUAGGAGUUCAUCUUCUGAAUAGCAUGCAUUCCAGAUUAUGUAUUAUAUUUGGUUUUAAGCUCUCUUUAGUCUUUUUUAGUCUAGGAUAGUAACUCAAAUUUUCUGGAGUACCAGAAUCAUCUGUGACUCCUAGUAAAAAUACAGAGGUCCAGGCCCACUGAGCCUCUGUAUCUUUACUAGUUCUGCAGGGGAUUUUGGUAUGUGCUACAGAGAGUCACUGGUCUAGAAACUUUCUCCUUAAUUUUUUAAAAAAAAUUUUAGAAUGUUGACUUCAUGAGAAGUCCAGGAAAAUUGCCAUGUGUUUAGAUUUUCUGUUUCUAUAUGUCAUUUAGCUUUGUUCUGUCUUUUGUAUUUUCUGUACAAAGGAAAUUUGGUCUAGAGGCUGCAUUAGGUUCAGAUUAAAUGUUUUGAGGGGAGAAUACUUGGUAGGUUAUGUCUGUAUGUCGUAUUGCAACAUGUCAGAAAACAUGUAAGGACAGGUCAUUACUUUGUUAGUAAAACUAAAUUUGAUCAUUUGGGUAAGAUGGUACCAGAUCUCCAUUGUAAAGAUCUUUGGAGAGACUGUCACCUCUUUGGAAAUUUAUACUCAUGUAUUUAAAUCCUUAAUCAAAUAGAAAAUAAAAAAUGAAAAUAGACUGUUCAGGAAUGAAUUGCAUUAAAAUGCAAACAUGAUUGAACUUGUA